This is a messenger RNA of Misgurnus anguillicaudatus (oriental weatherfish), 915 nucleotides long. Lineage: Eukaryota; Metazoa; Chordata; Actinopteri; Cypriniformes; Cobitidae. The record is from RefSeq and is a predicted model, not a curated record.
AUUAGCGGAUGAGAUGCAUGUGCCGUCUCUGCCAGAGAUGCUGUUUGGGGACAACGUGCUACGCAUUCAGCACACAGAUGGUUUUGGGAUCGAGUUCAAUGCAGUUGAUGCUCUCAAAUGUGUCAACAACAUGCAAGACUCUGUAAAAGUGGCUUGUGCACAAGAGUGGCAGGAAAGCAGGGCUGACUCUGAGCAUUCGAAAGAAGUAGUUAAACAUUACGACUGGACAUUUACAACAGACUACAGAGGGACUUUACUUGGAGAGCACAUAGAAAUGAAGGUAAAGCCCACCACAGAAAGAAUUGACUUGGAAAAGCUGAAGACACGAGAGCAGAUCAAGUUUUUUGAGGAUGUACUUCUGUUUGAGGAUGAGCUGCAUGAUCACGGCGUGUCUAUGAUCAGUGUGAAAAUUAGAGUGAUGCCCAACAGUUUCUUUUCUCUGCUGCGGUUUUUCCUGCGAGUGGACGGAGUGCUGAUUAGGAUUCAUGACACACGUCUUUAUUACGAGGCUGGAAAAAACUACAUGCUUAGAGAAUUUACUGCACGGGAAAGUAAAAUGUCAGAUCUGCAGAAUGUUCCUCCAGCCAUUUACACAGACCCCAAUGAAAUCGCACAGUACUUACCACUAAAAUUCACAGAGUGUGAAAAACUCACUUUUCCAGAGAGAGAGCCCGAAUCCGAAUCUUCAUCGACUCAACAGUGAUGCCCAACCAGACAACAUCACAUCUAACCCACUAAAGACUCGCACUCAUCAUGUCUGAUAUUGUCAUGUGAACUUGUUAUGGAAUUGUUGUGUUCUGACUUAAUGUCAAUUGGGAAAGGUUGUAAAUGGGUGCUGUGAAUCAUUCAAAUGGGAACGUUUGAUCCGGAUUUGAAUAAGGAAGAUUUUUUUAUUAAAAACAUUCAAUGAUUUAA